Cricetulus griseus (Chinese hamster) is the source of this 3178-nucleotide messenger RNA. The record is from RefSeq and is a predicted model, not a curated record. NCBI's taxonomy places the organism in Eukaryota, Metazoa, Chordata, Mammalia, Rodentia, Cricetidae.
GCUGGACUGGAACUCAAGAGAUCUGCCUGCCUCUGCCUCCCAAGUCCCGGGAUUAAGUGAAUGCACCACCAUUACCUGAUUUGGGUAGAAUUUCAUGGUCUCCAGUAAUAAAACUCAGGUUAAAAUUUAUUUUUUGAGACAGGGUCUCACUAUGUAAUGAUGGCCAUCCCAGAAUCCCACUAUGUAGACUAGGCUGGUCUUGAACUCACAGAGACCUGUUGCCUUCUGCCUACUGGGAUUUUUAUAUACCACCACACCAGCAAGUUGCAGAGUUUGUAAGAAGGAUGUACUUUAAAUUCUGUGAACAUGGAGGUCUGAGUGUUGUGAUUUGGCUACCCCACCAUUUGCCGUCAGUUCACCAAAGUAAAUCCAGCCUAAGGGAAUGGAUACUUGGCAGAGAAAGCAAAGAAUUGUUUAUUAGAAAUUCAUAAGCCGAGCGUUGGUGGCCCACGCCUUUAAUCCCAGCACUUGGGAGGCAGAGGCAGGUGGAUCUCUGUGAGGCCAGCCUGGUCUCCAGAGCGAGUGCCACCAUAGGCUCCAAAGCAAAAAAAAAAAGAAGAAGAAGAAAUUCACAGCAUUUGCUGGUUGUGGUGGAACAUACCUUUGACCCCUGACCUGGGGAGCUAAGGCAGGCUCCCUAGUUGGAUGCCAGCCUGGACUACCAUAGUGAGUCUGCUUCAAAAGCAAGGCUACGCUAUAUAGAUAGCUGAGUAUACAUUUAAUGCUCACAACUUUGAGGUUGAGCUUGUUGCAUCAGACCCCUUUUAUACAAAGGACAGUCAGGUAUGUAGAGGAAGAGCAGGUCCCCCAGCAUCAUAAACUCCUGGCAUGACAGGGUUGAAGGUGCUACUUGUAAUAGACCUUUGAAUGCUUUUCUUUCCUUUGGUUUUUCGACACAGGGUUUCUUUGUGUAAUAGCCCUAGCUGUCCUGGAACUAGCUCUGUAGACCAGGUUGGCCUGGAACUCACAGAUAUCCACCUGCCUCUGCUUCCCGAGUGCUUGGAUUAAAGGACCACCACUGUCCUACUUUGAAUGGUUUUCUGAUCCAUGUGGCUCUUCUGUUUGUUCUUAGGGGAUCGUUAAUUUUUGGCCACUUCUGAAGUCUUGAAGAAGCUCCCUAUCAAGGAAGAUCAGGAAUAACAGCCCUCACUGUCAGUUAGAGAAUGGACCGUUUGGGUUCCUUUAGCAAUGAUCCAUCUGAUAAGCCCCCUUGCAGAGGCUGCUCCUCCUACCUCAUGGAACCUUACAUUAAGUGUGCUGAAUGCGGGCCUCCUCCUUUCUUCCUGUGUUUGCAGUGUUUCACUCGAGGAUUUGAGUACAAGAAACAUCAGAGUGAUCAUACUUACGAGAUAAUGACCUCAGACUUUCCUGUUCUUGAUCCCAGCUGGACGGCUCAGGAAGAAAUGGCCCUUUUAGAAGCUGUAAUGGACUGUGGCUUUGGAAAUUGGCAGGAUGUAGCUAAUCAGAUGUGCACCAAAACCAAAGAGGAAUGUGAGAAGCACUACAUGAAGCAUUUCAUCAAUAACCCUCUGUUUGCAUCUACCCUGCUAAACCUGAAGCAAGCUGAGGCAGCCAAAACUGCUGACACAGCCAUUCCAUUUCACUCUGCAGAUGACCCUCCCCGGCCUGCUUUUGACUCAUUGUUGUCUCGGGACAUGGCAGGAUACAUGCCAGCUCGGGCAGAUUUCAUUGAGGAGUUUGACAAUUACGCAGAAUGGGACUUAAGAGACAUUGAUUUUGUUGAAGACGACUCAGACAUCUUACAUGCUCUGAAGAUAGCUGUGGUGGAUAUCUAUCAUUCCAGGUUAAAAGAGAGGCAAAGACGAAAAAAGAUUAUAAGAGAUCAUGGAUUAGUCAACCUUAGAAAGUUCCGAUUAAUGGAACGGCGGUAUCCCAAGGAGGUCCAAGACCUUUAUGAAACAAUGAGGCGAUUUGCAAGGAUUGUGGGACCAGUGGAACAUGACAAGUUCAUUGAAAGCCAUGCAUUGGAAUUUGAACUCCGGAGGGAAAUCAAGAGGCUCCAAGAAUAUAGGACAGCAGGCAUUACCAAUUUUUGUAGUGCCAGGACAUACGAUCACCUGAAGAAGACUAGAGAGGAGGAGCGCCUCAAACGCACCAUGCUCUCAGAAGUUCUCCAGUACAUCCAGGACAGUAGUGCGUGCCAGCAGUGGCUCCGCCGGCAGGCUGACAUUGAUUCUGGGCUGAGUCCUUCUGUUCUGACGGCUUCAAACUCAGGAAGACGAAGUGCACCACCUUUGAACCUCACUGGCCUCCCUGGUACAGAGAAACUCAAUGAAAAAGAAAAGGAGCUCUGUCAGGUGGUGAGGUUGGUACCUGGAGCCUAUUUAGAAUAUAAAUCUGCUCUGUUGAAUGAGUGUAACAAGCAAGGAGGCUUGAGACUGGCACAGGCAAGAGCACUCAUCAAGAUAGACGUGAACAAAACCCGGAAAAUCUAUGACUUCCUCAUCCGAGAGGGGUACAUCACCAAAGCCUGAGUCUCUGCUUAGCAAUGCAAACCAGAAGUUUGGAAUGCGGCGGGUCAAAGGUCAAUGUACACAUGUUGGAGACUUGGGUUUGAGUUGGAUUCUUAUUGUGAAAAGAAGGAAAGACUCGGGGACUCCAAGUGCAUCAGUUUCUUCUCUGCCUUGCUGUAAAGUGCUCCUGUUGUGGGAAUAGUGAUGCAGUGUGUGUGCUCACCUAGUUAUUAUUAAACAUGAGUGGGCAUUCUUUCCUAGCACCUCUUGUAACUCAGACAAGAACCAUAGUACCUCACAUCAUGGCUUUGGUGAAAAUAGAACCAAGCCAAGCCACGACACAGCAUUUCAUCCCAGGAGUCCAGCCCAGAUCCUUGCACUUGAGAGUGAAGCUCGCUGACUCUAUGCCUUCUCAUUUUGCAGAUAGAUUUUAAAUAAAGAGGAGGGUUUUUAAAGCACAGGAAAACCUUUUCUUUCAAGGAUUUUUUUUUUUUUUUUAAGCUGACGUCUUAGUUUAUGAGCUGAAGAGGUGGAAUAUCUCCCCGUGAUGGUCUGUCUCAAGCUGCAUUUUUAACUUUUGUGUCUGGCUUUGUACUUUGCAGUCUGGCUGUCUGAUCUGCAGUAGACUCUUGAGGAGGUGGCACCGGAUAUAAAAUGUCUCUGUUAUUUUUAGAAUUAAUGGAUUAAAAUGUUUUGCUAUUUAA